CCCUCCCGACUCCCAAGGCUGAGAAUUGAAAACCCAAAAUCAUUCCGUUUCCUUCAAUCCUUCUUCCCUCCCUCUCGACUUUACUCGUACGGUUCCCUCGCAAGUCUCAACCUCGACCUCAGCUUUUCCGGUGACCACUCAGGUGAACUGCUAAGUCUCCUAUCCCCGCAAUCACCUUGGGCAAUAGGCCCUCCUCCACCUGGUUCCCUUCCCUCAGAAAUGCAGAGUACCCAACUUAUUGUCAGAAAUCGCAGCUGCCCCAAGCUCUCUCUUGUCAGAAACUGCAAAACCUCUCAACUCAUAUUGCAGAAAUACAGGCUCCCACCAUCUGUUCAUUGAGAUGUAGCCUACCCUUUUGGAAAAUAUGAAAAAGGGUUUUGUAUAUUUCUAAUUCAAGCUAGGGAAUGGAUGAGUCGACAAUUAACCAACCUGAGCAAGUCAUACAAUGCAGCCCUCAACCUGAGCAAGUCACACAGUGCAGCCCUCAAUCUGAGCAAAUCAUACAUUGCGACCAUGGUGUCCUUGUAGAGUAUACACCCCGGAUGGGCUUAGAGUUUGAUUCAGAGGUUGCUGCUUAUGAUUUCUACAAUGUCUAUGCUGGGAUGACCGGAUUUAGUAUAAGAAGAGAGUACGUGAAUAAGAGUAGGAAAACAGGGCAAAUAACUUCAAGGAAGUUUGUAUGUUGUAAAGAGGGUUUUCGGGGUAAAGAUAAACGUGAUGAUCUGACGAAGAAUCCUCGAGCAGAGACAAGAACUGGUUGUGGUGCACAUUUGAUUAUUACACUAAAGAAAGGGAGCAAUAAAUAUCAGGUUUCCAGCUUUGAUGCUAGUCAUAACCACCCUCUUCAUGUUUCAGCUUGUGCUCAUAUGAUGCCAUCACAAAAGAAGAUCUCUAAUCCUCAAUCUGUUGAAAUAAAAUCUGCAUAUGGAUCGAGACGUAAGCAAGCAAGUGGGAGGGAAGAUCUUGGUUUCGUGGAACAAGGUAAAAAUAAUUACCUUAAAACCAAACGACAGCGGGACUUGGAAUAUGGAGCAGCAGGUGGUUUGUUAAGGUAUUUCCAAAAUAAAGCAAAAGAAGAUGUCUCCUUUUAUUAUGCGGUGCAAUUGGACGUUGUUGAGCAAAUAGCAAAUAUUUUCUGGGCUGAUUCGAAAAUGAUUAUUGAUUAUGGAUUCUUGGGCGAUGUUGUGGGUUUCAACAUGAUGUAUGGAGCUAACAAAGAGUUUCGGCCAUUAGGAGUUUUCUUCGGGUUUAAUCACCACAAGGAGACCGUUGUUUUUGGGGCUGCACUGUUAUAUGAUGAAACCGCUGACUCCUUCCAGUGGCUGUUUGAGACUUUCUUUGAUGCGAUGUCAGGGAAGAAGCCUAAGACCAUCUUCACUGAUCAAGAUCCAAAAAUGGCAAAGGCUAUCUCAUUGGUGAUGCCAGAAUCAUACCAUGGGAUUUGUACUUGGCAUAUGAACCAAAACGCAAAAAAGAAUUUAGGUCUUCGUUUUGAUUCUAAACAUGAGUUUUGGGCCGACUUCAAUGCAUGUCUUUAUCAAUUCGAAGAGGAAGAGGAGUUCCAUAGUGCUUGGGAUGUAUUACUUGAUAAGUAUGAUCUUCGAGAGCAUCCUUGGUUGAAUGAUCUAUCAAAGAUCAAGGAGAAUUGGUCCUCCCCAUAUAUGAAGCGGAUUUAUACCGUGGGAAUGAGGAAUACACAGCUUUGUGAAAGUUUUAAUUCAGAUCUAAGGAAUUUCUUGAAAUCUGACGGCGAUUUGAUAGAGUUCUUUAAACACUUUGAAAAGAAAGUUAGUUUAAAGCGGUACAAGGAGUUGGAAUCUGAGUAUGAGUCAAGGCAAAAAUUGCCAAAAUUAAAGAUGAAAGCACCUAUGCUGAUACAAGCAGGAGAUAUUUACACCCCCUUUAUAUUUGAGGAGUUUCAAAAGGAGUAUGAAGAGUACCAAGGAGCUUUCAUUUUAGAGCGCAGUGAGGGUGGGUCCACACGUGAGUACUUGGUUGCAAUUUAUGGUCAAAAUGAGGUGCGUAAAGUUAUAGGAAACCAUGUAGAGCAGACUGUUUCAUGCAAUUGUAGGAAAUUUGAAACAUAUGGAAUUCUCUGCAGCCAUGCUUUAAAAGUACUAGAUGUGAUGGAUAUUAAGUUGAUUCCACAUCAUUACAUCCUAAAACGUUGGACAAGAGAUGCUAGGGAUGGGACUGUGCAUGACAUCACUUCUUCUGAUGUUCAAGCAGAAGGUGACUUGAAAGUUGCAGCUCGAUAUAGGACCUUGUGCCACAAUUUGGUGAAGCUAGCAUGCCGAGCAGCUGAAUGUGAGGAAGCAUUUUUGCUUGUGGCAAACACUUCAAGUGAACUAAGCAAAAAUGUUGAAGACAUUUUAAGGAGACAAUCAAGUGCAGACCAAGAUAGUACUGGAGUUCAUGUAUCCUCCUCGUCCAUAUGCGUAAGAAAUGAACAAGACAACCAGUUGGAGAACCCAGAAAUCCGACUUAUGAAAGCAAAAGGGCUUAAGAAGAGAGAGGGUCAUAAAAGUGGGGAAUGUUCAAAAAAUUGCAUUGAGAAGCAGGCAAAGACAACGAAACUUGACUUGAUGCAACCUCCCACGACAUUAGAAAAUUUUUAUCCUUAUCCUCCAUAUGCAUUUCACUCUCAUACAGUGGGUGCUGAGAUACCUACAAGCGCAUUACAGGGUAAUGGAGUAGAACCUCAAGUUGUUGAAAGAUUCUUACAUAAUUCAAAUCCAUAAUUCAUCUGAAGGUUCUUUCCAAGCUUCAAAUAGUACUCCAUGCAUUCAGGUAUGUAUGCAAUGAGUGGUGAGGUUCUUGAGAGAAUUCUCUCUAAGAAUGGGUUUUAAGUUCAGGCAGGACCCCUCCUGUCUAUUUCCUUUUAUCAGUUUUGAUUUAUUAAUAGAUUUUUGGAGGGCUGCUCGUGGUUCUGGAGUUGUAUAUCCUGUUUCAAUGUUCAUCCUUUAAGAUUCUGGACUUGGCCAUCCUGUUUUAGUUGCAUUGCACAUGCAAUUGUAUUAAUGUCAUUAAUGAGAGAUAAAAGGAGGUAAACUUGAAGAUUACUCACCAGGGUCUAGCCAAAAACAAUUGUCCAAUGAAAUGGUUUAAGACUUUACAGGGCAUAAACUGAAGUAUGAAGGUAGUAUAAAGUUUGUCUGGAUUGCCUUCAUACUCACAGUUUGAUUGGAAGUAUGAAACUUAGUCAUGUUUGGUAUUAAAGCGGAUGGUAUCUUCUUUGGAAUUGGUUAUCGCUCUUAAAUUUACUGCAGUGGAUAGCUUUCAGUCAUAUAAAAUUAUGAUUGUUCACUUCGAAAG
Messenger RNA from Telopea speciosissima, 3315 nucleotides. RefSeq names its product protein FAR1-RELATED SEQUENCE 5-like. Gene Ontology annotation, molecular function: zinc ion binding. The coding region runs from base 405 to 2741 and encodes 778 amino acids. Gene Ontology annotation, biological process: regulation of DNA-templated transcription. The transcript has 4 exons. NCBI's taxonomy places the organism in Eukaryota, Viridiplantae, Streptophyta, Magnoliopsida, Proteales, Proteaceae. The record is from RefSeq and is a predicted model, not a curated record.